AAGAGUCAAGUCGUGAAGGUCAACACAUUAACAGGUUUUGAAGAUAUUUUAAUCCAUAUCAACCAAUCCAAAAAUUUUCCCUUGUGUUGCCCUGGUGUAACCACCAAAGAAAAGCAACGAAAUAUCAGUAUAAAUCCUAGAAUUAAACUCACAAUAUCACAAUAACCCACCCCAUAGACCAAAUGACAACUCUUGCAUCACCAGCCAUGUGUUCUUUAACCCCAAUCAUCCUCUCUUUACUCUGCUUCACUUCUUUCUUCACACCCAUUUUAGUAAUCGCUCAGCCAGAUUUUCAACUUUAUAUUUGCGUCCAAGAUCAAGGUAACUUCACCACUAACAGUACGUACAAAGCGAAUUUAGAUCAUAUCCUCUCCGAUCUCACCACCCACGACCAAACUAACAACGACUUUGCCGGUUUUUACAACUUUUCUUAUGGCCUUACCCACACAGCCAAUGUAAUUGGGCUUUGCAGAGGAGACCUUAUGCCAGAUGCUUGCACCAGAUGCCUCAACAACUCUAGAACUCUUCUCCCUUCUCUUUGUCCCAACUACUACGAAGCCAUUGGAUGGUACGAUGAGUGUAUGCUUCGCUAUUCCAACCGCUCGAUUUUUAACAAAAUGGAGACUUUCCCUAGUUUCUAUGCUUGGAAUCCCAGCAAUGCUUCUGAUCCUAAUCGCUUCAUCCAAGUGUCGAGAACUUUGGUCCAACAACUCACUACCAACGCUACUUCGGGUGAUUCUCGUCAAAAGUUCGCCACUGGAAUCUCUACUAUCCCCAACUUUCCAACAAUUUAUGGGGCUGUGCAAUGCACUCCUGAUUUGUCUGCUGAAGAUUGCAGUAUGUGCUUGCUUGGAGCUCUUGACGAUAUUCGGAGCUGCUGUUAUGGGAAAGCAGGGGGUAGAGUUCAGACACCCAGUUGUAAUUUUAGAUUUGAGAGUUAUCUUUUUUAUCAGCUACCCUCUGUUGCUUCAUCGCCUUCUCCGCACAUAGCGCCAUCUCCUAGUCAAUCUAAUUCAAAUACACCUCCAAAACCAUCUCGAACACUCGUUAUGGUGGUUGUGCCGAUUAUUGUGGGUGUUGUAGUUGCUGUGGUGAUAUUAACCUUCAGUAUCUAUAUCUUCAUGAAGAAAACAAAGGAAAGAAAGGCAACAAAUCAUGCAGCUGCGUCAAGUAUGACGCCAGAGGAUGGAGAUACAGAUGAAGGGUCCUCCCAAUUUGAUUUUGACACUAUUAAAACGGCAACAGAUGGUUUCUCUGAAGCAAAUAAACUUGGGGAAGGUGGUUUUGGAGUGGUUUACAAGGGUCGACUUCCCAAUGGAGAAACUAUUGCUGUCAAACGACUCUCUCGAGCUUCGAGUCAAGGAGAUAACGAGUUCAAAAAUGAAAUCUUAUUAGUUGCUAAACUUCAACAUCGAAACUUAGUUCAGCUACUGGGUUUUUGCAUCAGAGGAAAUGAAAAGGUUCUCAUUUACGAGUUUGUAGAGAACUCCAGUCUCGAGAAAUUCCUCUUUAGUCCCAAAAAAUGUGUGAGUUUAGAUUGGAUAACUCGUUACAAGAUUAUAGGUGGAAUAACUCGAGGACUUGUUUACCUUCAUGAAGAGUCUCAACUCAGGAUCAUACACAGAGAUCUCAAAGCUAGUAAUAUCUUACUAGAUGCAGAUAUGAAUGCUAAGAUUUCUGAUUUUGGCACUGCAAGAUUAUUUUUACAUGAUCAAACACGAGGAGAUACAAGAAAGGUGGUUGGCACUUAUGGAUACAUGGCUCCUGAAUAUGUCCACAAGGGUCAUUUCUCAACCAAAUCAGAUGUCUUUAGCUUUGGCGUUUUAGUUUUGGAGAUUGUAACCGGACUAAAAAACAAUCAAGUUCAUCUGUUUGACAACGAGAUUGUAGGCCUUGUAGGAUACGUUUGGAGAAAUUGGCAAAAUGGAACCACUCAAAAUAUCAUAGACCCCACUUUGACAAAUUGUUCAAAGACAGAAAUGGUUAGAUGCAUUCAUAUAGGAUUGCUGUGCGUUCAAGAAAAAGUAGCUAAGAGGCCAACCAUGAGUACCAUACUUCUCAUGCUUAACCGCUACUCUUUCAUUCUUCCAAGGCCUUCUCAACCUGCUUUCCUUUUAACUAGCAUCAACUCUCAUACGUCUGAACAAUUAAAUCACAGCUCCACUGAUCAAGAACGAAAUGACAUGUCAACUACAGAUCUUUAUCCUCGAUACUCAAUGCUGAUCAUCCUCUGUUUCGCUUUAUUCCUCCGCCAAGCAAUCGCUCAGCCUGAUUUUCAAAUAUACGAUUGCGUCCAAAACCAAGGCAAUUUCACCACCAACUCAACCUACAAAGCUAAUCUCAAUCACCUCCUCUCUACCUUCACCACCCAUCACCAAAUUAACUAUGGCUUUUACAACUUCUCUUAUGGCCUUCAAAACAAAGCCAAUGUGAUUGGGCUAUGCAGAGGAGACCUCACGCUGCUCGCUUGCACCACCUGCCUAAACAACUCUAGAACUCUUCUCCCACUGCUCUGUCCCAACCAUACAGAAGCCAUCGGAUGGUACGACGAAUGUAUGCUCCGUUACUCAAACCGCUCCAUAUUCGCCUCCAUGGAGACUUCCCCUGCUUUCCGUGCUUGGAAUCCCAACAAUGCUUCCGACCCACAUCGAUUCUUCCAGUUCGCUACAACUCUGCUCCAACAACUCACUCAAGAAGCUGCGUUCGGCGAUUCUCGUUUAAAGUUCGCUACUGGAGUCACAUCCAUUCCAAGUUUCCCAACCAUCUAUGGAGCUGUGCAGUGUACACCGGAUUUGUCUCCGCAAAAUUGCACCACUUGCUUGCUUGGUGCUAUUCAACGAAUUCGAUUAUGUUGCGAUGGGAAAGCAGGAGGUAGAAUUGGGAGACCCAGUUGUAAUAUUCGGUUCGAGAGCUACCUCUUUUAUAAGCAAUCCUCUGUUUCUUUAGCCCCAUCUCCAAAUCCGUCACUACCACCAUCUCCUCCUCCUCAACGAAAAGCAUCUUGGAGAGUGGCCGUCAUAGUUGUGUCCGUCGUCGUUUGCGCUGUCAUAAUAACGGUCACAAUCUGUAUUUUCUUAACCAAAAGAAAGCGAAGAAACCCAGCAACUCAAGUACCUUCAAGGAUGGCACUUGAGGAUGAAGAAACCGUAAUUGAAUCUUGGCAAUUUGAUUUUGACACGAUUAAAAUUGCAACAAAUGGAUUCUCUGAAGAAAAUAAACUUGGGGAAGGCGGUUUUGGGGUGGUUUAUAAGGGUCGACUUCCCAAUGGAGAAACUAUUGCUGUCAAACGACUCUCUCGAGCUUCAAGUCAAGGAGAUAAUGAGUUCAAGAAUGAAAUCUUAUUGGUGGCUAAACUUCAACAUCGAAAUUUAGUUCAGCUAUUGGGUUUCUGCUUCAAAGAAAAUGAAAAGAUUCUCAUUUACGAGUUUGUAGAGAAUUCUAGUCUCGAGAAAUUCCUGUUUAAUCCUAAAACACGAGUGAGUUUAGAUUGGAAAGCUCGCUACAAGAUUUUACAUGGAAUAACUCGAGGACUUGUUUACCUUCACGAAGAGUCUCAACUCAGAAUUAUACAUAGAGAUCUCAAAGCUAGUAAUAUUUUACUAGAUGCAGAUAUGAAUGCUAAGAUUUCAGAUUUUGGUACUGCAAGAUUAUUUUUACAUGAUCAAAUACAAGGAAAUACAAGAAGAGUAGUUGGGACUUAUGGAUACAUGGCUCCCGAAUAUGUUCACAAGGGUCAUUUCUCAAUCAAAUCAGAUGUCUUUAGCUUUGGUGUUUUAGUUUUGGAGAUUGUGACAGGAAUAAAAAAUAAUCAAGUUCAUUUGUACAACGAGAUUGUAGGUCUUGUAGACUAUGCUUGGAGAAAUUGGCAGAAUGGAACUACUCAAAAUAUCAUAGAUCCUACCUUGAGAAGUGGUUCAAAGAUGGAAAUGGUUAGAUGCAUUCACAUAGGGUUGCUAUGUGUUCAAGAAAAGGUAGCUAUGCGGCCAAACAUGGGUACCGUACUUCUGAUGCUUAACAGCUACUCUAUUACCCUUCCAAGACCUUCUCAACCUGCUUUCAUUUUGAGUACCAUCAACUCUCAAAUCUCUGAACACUCUAACCACAACUCUACUCAAGAACUAAAUGAUAUGUCAAUUACGGAGCUUUACCCUCGUUAGCUUAUGUAUAUAAAUACACACACACAUACAUGUUCUCAUCAAAUCUUAAUUUAUAAUUUGUAUCGAAGUUAACCUUUUCUUUUCAAAUGAAUAGAACCUUGAUAUUAUUCAA
Molecule: messenger RNA, 4269 nt
Organism: Cucumis sativus (cucumber)
Lineage: Eukaryota; Viridiplantae; Streptophyta; Magnoliopsida; Cucurbitales; Cucurbitaceae
Product: cysteine-rich receptor-like protein kinase 29
Exons: 14
Coding region: 183-4157 (1324 amino acids)
Biological process (GO): protein phosphorylation
Molecular function (GO): protein kinase activity; ATP binding
Source: RefSeq, a predicted model, not a curated record